AUGGUAAAAGAAAAGAAAGAAAUGAUGAAAAGAAACAGAGAAUUGAAGCCAAUUGGAGGGAUCUGGUACAAGUACCAUUUUCAAGCAGGUCUGCAGUGGGUGGUACAAGGAGCAGUGGAUGUUAACAUUGGUGCGAACCCUUCUGCUGAAGGAGGUGAUGAAGACGAGGGUGUUGAUGAUCAAGCAGUGAAGGACGUCGACAUUGUUGAUACCUUUAGACUCCAGGAGCAACCUCCUUUCGACAAGAAGCAGUUUGUUACUUACAUCAAGAGGUACACCAAACAGCUUACUCCCAAGCUUGAUGCAGAGAAGCAAGAGUUCUUUAAGGAAAACAUUGAGGCAGCAACCAAGUACCUCCUCUCAAAGCUCAGUGACUUUCAGUUUUUUGUUGRGGAGAGCAUGCAUGAUGACAGUACAACAGUGUUCGCUUACUACAAAGAUGGUGCUGCUGACCAGACAUUUUUGUACUUCGGUGUGGGGCUGAAGGAGGAAAGAUCUAGAAUAAUGUUGCGCUUUGCUGAUUUGCUUGAGAAGCAUGCUGAUGAAAUAACAGCUCUUAAAGUUUGGGAUAAUGGGAAGCCAUAUGAUCAGGCAGCARCAGAUGAAAUACCCCUGCUCAUUCRUCUUUUCCGGUAUUAUGCUGGCUGGGCCGACAAAAUCCAUGGCCUCACAAUUCAGGCUGACGGUCCGCAUCAUGUCCAGACGCUGCAUGAACCCAUUGGUGUUGCAGGGCAAAUUAUACCAUGGAACUUCCCUCUUCUGAUGUAUGCUUGGAAGGUUGGGCCUGCAUUGGCUUGUGGUAACACUGUAGUACUUAAAACUGUUGAACAGACACCAUUAUCUGCCCUCUAUGUUUCAAAGCUUUUCCUUGAGGCAGGACUUCCUCUUGGUGUGCUAAAUAUUGUAUCUGGUUAUGGUCCCAGUGCUGGUGCUGCUCUUGUUGCUCUUGCUGAUAUUAGUUUAUAUUUAUGUCCUUUCACUCAUACCUUCAUUAUUUGCUCUUGGUGUAAAUCGAACACAUUUAUGGAGUCGUUUAAGUAUGAUGGAUUUUAA
Cynara cardunculus var. scolymus (artichoke) is the source of this 1053-nucleotide messenger RNA. RefSeq names its product aldehyde dehydrogenase 5, mitochondrial-like. NCBI's taxonomy places the organism in Eukaryota, Viridiplantae, Streptophyta, Magnoliopsida, Asterales, Asteraceae. The transcript has 7 exons. Bases 1 to 1053 code for a protein of 350 amino acids. The record is from RefSeq and is a predicted model, not a curated record. Gene Ontology annotation, molecular function: aldehyde dehydrogenase (NAD+) activity.